AACCUGAGCUCCAUCCCCAAGUCUGUGUGGCUCACGUUCACUGGCCGUGCAAGGGACGUCAGGCUCGAGUCAGUGACGGUGUUCAAGACGCCGCCCGGGCACUGGCAGCGCAGCGUCAAGCACUGCAUCAUCCUGCACUUGGAGGAAAUUCAAGACUACACUCUCUCCUCGGUCAACCUCGACGACAGGAGGUCCUGCACGCCCCUCCCUGGCAUCUCGGCUGCCUCGACGGGGAGACGACGCCACGAAGAGCAGCGGAAUGUGCAGCAACACCACGUCCACCCUCGCGCUCUGACCAAUCGCGACUUGGCCGGAGCAACGCCGCGGGGGAGGAAGAGCGGCUCCAGGACAGGGAGGACAACGAUCGACGCCGACGUACCUACAACAACGACCACUCCAAGUGGAACGUCUAGCGCCGGCGCAAGGAGGACGAUGACGACCAAGACCACCAUGGGCGCGGUGACCGCGCUCGCCGCGCCCACGACGCACGCAAGCACGAGGGAGUGGGCUCCUACCGUGAGCGGGAGCGCUCGCCCAGGAGCAGGACGUACGGCAGCAGAAGCAGGAGUGGCGGACGACAGCACUAGGACAUCUUCACCAACGAGCGGCGCCAGCACCUCGGCUUCUUCAACUCUGGGAGCAGCGACGGCACCACGAAGGGCACGAAUGACAGGCCACCGCAGCCCGUCUCUCGGCCCCCUUCACGACAGAGCAGCAAUUAAAUUGCAAUUUCUGCUUGCUAAUCGCGCCUCCAACAUGAAGGAGGCGGCAAGAAACUACUUGUGCAGGAACGACGGUCCGGAGUUGCCCACCAUCUUCAACGACUACGGCACCAAAGCGGCGGCGCUAGCAACCAGAAUCGCCUUGCCUCAUGAGGGUGAUGAAGCCUAGUCCGGUGAUGAAGCUAACAGCGACCCGGCGAUGGUCAAGGCGGCAGCUGCUUUCGCGCGCAUCCUGAACGACAUCAACGACGCCAACAACAGGGAAGUCAUGGUCCAGGAAGUGGAUGCGGCGCUGCAGCAACUCCAGAUGCAGUCCGCCAACACCGCCGAUGGCCACAAGACGGUGGGGCCUGAGCACGGCAGCGGCGGGGAGCUGAUCCUUGACGGCAACCUGGAGACCAAUAGCGACAACAUUCAGGCUGCUCUGAUCCUCUUCAGGGGGCACAGGUUCUGGACGCCGGCACAGGCGGGGAAGCGGCCAUGGGCACCAACACCCAGCAAGGCGGCAUCCUCACCGGCAACAACGUCGUGCUUCACCAAGCCACACCAGCUGCUGCAAGAACUUUUCAGGGAAGACCAGGGGCCCACGGACCACAACCAUGAAUCAAGCAAGGACAGGAUCACAAGCCGCCACCCUCGACGCAUCUUCGACAUGUCCAUGCCCGUUGGGGCUGCACUGCAGGAAUUCUUGGCUAUGUUUCAGGGACCCCUCCCGCAAGACAUUAUUGCGGCGUCGACAGCGGCAUUCAACCUGGAAGACCUGGCGGCUCAGGAGCUGGAUGCAGCGAUGGCUGCGAUAGCAGGUGAAGCAAUUGAAGACAUACAAGCAGAAACUCUCCAGCUAGAAAAUUCACAGGCGCCGGAGACAGGAACCCCCCAGACGGCAAACUGAAGCCGUUCAUGUAUCACCUUAGAGCUUCUGCAACCUGCAUGUUAUCCAGUAGCAAACUUCUGUCAUUCAACAUCAGCACUUCCUGCUGGGUUGUAUGUUAAAGCCGAAACUGCUUUACGGCAA
Molecule: messenger RNA, 1737 nt
Organism: Setaria italica (foxtail millet)
Lineage: Eukaryota; Viridiplantae; Streptophyta; Magnoliopsida; Poales; Poaceae
Exons: 4
Coding region: 922-1614 (230 amino acids)
Source: RefSeq, a predicted model, not a curated record